This is a messenger RNA of Symbiodinium sp. CCMP2456, 987 nucleotides long. Lineage: Eukaryota; Dinophyceae; Suessiales; Symbiodiniaceae. The record is from the annotation of a GenBank genome assembly.
AUGUGCUGGUGCCCUUUCGGCAAUGCAGAUGGUUGCAGUGAUCCUAGCCAUUUCGUGUCCGAGGCUGGUUUGCUAACGAUCCGUGGGCCACUGACCCUGGGCUUCAAUGCAACUUGCGUCGCCAACCAGCAGCCCAGUUGCGUAGUCGGGCCGAUCGAGGAUGGUUUCGGCUUGAGCUACGGCAGCGACCGGGUAAUCCUGGUGAGCUCCGACGGCAUCUGCGGGGCUUCGGAAGCAGAUCCGGCUGUUGCCGGUGGGGCGGCUGGAAAGCAGGUCGGCGUGGACAAGUUUCUUCAGUUCUCGCCGGAGGAGCUUCCUUAUGGCGGGUCGUGGAAACUGUGCUACUGCGCCGGUUUCGACUCCCCACUGGAUCAAGAAGCACAAAACUGCGUCUCUGAAGCGGACUUCACCGCGACGGCUGGGUUCUUGACCGUCGCUGGCGCCUUUCCGGGACAGGUCAUCAACUGCACGCGGAACGAGGCCUGUGAGUUCAACCUGCCAGGUUACAGCCUCAAUGCCGGAGUGCACAAGAUCGCCAUCCGUGACGAGAGCAGUGGAAGUUGCGGCGACUUCCUGACCAUCGACACAGCCACACGGCGCCGUCGUGAUGUUGCAGCAAAUCCGUACACUCCAACGGGAGUGACGCAAGAUGGGGAGCUGGCCUUCGCAAUUGAGCCUAUUCAGGCUUUGGAUGCCUUCGUUGUUUGCUUCUGCGCUCCAUCACCUGGUGGAGGGCUCUGCAGCACAAGCAGCCUCUCGACGUACCAUCAGACUAUCGGCGUUUUAGACGUCCGGGGUGCAACGCCGAACCAACAGUUCAGCUGUGGAAGGGGUGGCCGCUGCACCCUCGAAAUCACCGGCCGCGGUCUAGGCGUUUCCGAUCGCGUGAAGAUCGUGAACUCCACUACGCUCUGCUCAGGGGAGCCGCAAGAGACGGGGCAACGUCGGCAACGUCGGCAGGUUCUUCAAGUCCUUGCUCCUCGCUGA